Ostreobium quekettii is the source of this 1437-nucleotide messenger RNA. The record is from the annotation of a GenBank genome assembly. NCBI's taxonomy places the organism in Eukaryota, Viridiplantae, Chlorophyta, Ulvophyceae, Bryopsidales, Ostreobiaceae.
AUGACGCUGGCCGCGGACGCGGGCGAGGAACCCCCUCGCGGGGCGCCCGCGCAGGUGCCGUACAUCCCCGCGGCCACCAUCAAGACGCGGGUGACGAUCAUCACGGGCUACCUGGGCGCGGGCAAGACCACGCUGCUAAACCACAUCCUGCACAACAAGGGGAACAAGCUUUUCGCCGUGGUGGAGAACGAGUUCGGGGAGAUCAACGUCGACAACAGCCUGGUGGCCGCGAACCUGCUGGCCAAGGAGGACGUCGUUUCCCUGGACAACGGCUGCGCGUGCUGCUCCCUGCGCAAGGACAUCGUGCGCGUGCUGGCCGAGCUGGACAGGCGCGCCAUCGAGCGUGGCAGGCGCUUCGACACCAUCUUCAUGGAGACGACCGGACUGGCGGACCCACGGCCGAUCGCGUUCACGUUCUUCGCCAACCCGUGGAUAGCAGCGCGCUUCAAGCUGGACGCCAUUGUGUGUGUGAUGGACUGCGCCUUCGCAAUCAAGCACCUGAACAUGUUCACCAACCGCUUCCCGCCUGAGGAGACCACGGAGGCCGUCAACGAGGCGGUGUCCCAGGUGGCCCUGGCCGACCUGGUGCUGCUCAACAAGAGGGACCUGCUGCAUGGCAAGGAGGAGCUGGAGACCGUGCGCCGCAUCACGUUGGAGAUCAACCCCACGGCGUCCUUCCUGGAGUGCCAGCUCAACACGCCCGAGGGCCGGCCCGACGCAGACACCAUCCUCUCCGUGGACUCGUUCUCACUGCAGAAGGCGCUGGAGAUCGACUCGUCGUUCUUGGAAUCGGGAUCGGAGAGCGAUGGGGAGCUGUCGUUGAGCGACGGCGGGGAGGGCAAUGAGCCCAUAACCGGGGCCAAGAGAGCGCAACCGAAAGAGCGAAAGUCAAGAAAGAAGGUGCUGGAGAGAGAGCCCAAGAGACGGAAAAAAUUGAUGCACGACACACUUGGCAUCGGCUCUGUUGGCAUAACGGCCCGAGGGCCCCUGCACGAAUGGCGUUUCAACAUGUUCAUGAAGGAUUUCUUUGCAGAAAAGGCCAGGGACAUCAUCCGAAGCAAGGGUGUGCUGUGCAUCAAGGGUUAUGAAGACAAGAAGUUUGUGUUCCAAGGGGUGCACGACAACAUCGUCUUUGGCCCUUCACCAGAUGGCUGGUGUGAAGGGGAGGAGCGGAUCAGCAGGAUCGUCUUCAUUGGCAAGAAUCUUAGCAGAAGAGGCUUGACAGAUGCGCUGAGGUCGUGUGUGUGGGUGCCCCUUCCUGAUGGCUGGAGAGAAGAGAUGGAUGAGGAGAGCCGGGAGCCGGUGUACAUACACGAGUCUGGCAUGCGGCAGUACAACAUUCCUGACUAUGCGCCACCCCACCUUGAGGCAACAGAAUUUAUUUCCACUCGGCAGCCGCGCGUGCUGCUGCCGCCUUCCCCAGGAGGGGAGGAGUGA